Messenger RNA from Dissoconium aciculare CBS 342.82, 435 nucleotides. Its product is annotated as Got1-domain-containing protein. The transcript has 3 exons. Gene Ontology annotation, cellular component: COPII-coated ER to Golgi transport vesicle; Golgi cis cisterna; Golgi membrane. Bases 1 to 435 code for a protein of 144 amino acids. Gene Ontology annotation, biological process: retrograde transport, endosome to Golgi; endoplasmic reticulum to Golgi vesicle-mediated transport. The record is from RefSeq and is a predicted model, not a curated record. Lineage: Eukaryota; Fungi; Ascomycota; Dothideomycetes; Mycosphaerellales; Dissoconiaceae.
AUGCCGACACUAUGGCUGUCCGAUUCGCAGAAGGUCGGCGUGGCCUUCUGUAGCGGUGGUGUUUUCUUCCUGCUCUUCGGCCUCAUCCUCUUCUUCGAUCGAGCCCUCCUUUCUAUGGGCAACAUCCUCUUCCUCGUCGGCAUCACCUUACUCCUCGGCCCUCAGCGUACCGCCGCUUUCUUCCUACGGAAACAAAAAUGGCGCGGCACAACGGCAUUCUGGCUCGGCGUAGUCCUGAUUCUGAGCCGAUGGACCUUUAUUGGUUUCGCGGUACAAUGCUACGGCAUGUUCAUCCUGUUUGGGGAGUUCUUCAAGACGAUUGCUGGCUUCGCAUAUAAUAUUCCGGUUGUUGGACCAUACUUGGCGAGGGGAUUGCAGGUUGCGGGUGAGAAAGCAGGUGCCAACGACAGAGCGCACAAGGAUCUGCCUGUGUGA